AUGGCCGGUGUGUUGUUUGAAGAUAUCUUUGACGUUAAAGACGUUAACCCGGAAGGGAAGAAAUUCGAGAGAGUGUCCAGAUUAAAAUGUGAAAGUGAAUCUUUCAAGAUGGAUCUCAUUCUGGAUGUCAACACACAAAUCUAUCCCAUCGAACUAGGAGACAAGUUCAGAAUGGUGAUAGCGACAAGUAUGAGAGAAGAUGGUGUGCCUGAUGAUGGAGAAUAUGACCCAAAGGAAGGCUCUGGCACUAGAGCAGACAGCUUCGAGUACGUCAUGUAUGGGAAGGUCUAUAGGAUUGAUGGGGACGACAUGUCUGGCGAACAAGGAAGUCGACUGGCAGCCUAUGUUUCAUUUGGUGGUUUGCUGAUGAGGUUACAAGGUGAUGCUAGCAAUCUCCAUGACUUUGAGAUGGAUUCAAAUGUCUAUUUAUUUAUGAAAAAAUUAGCUUUUUGA
Helobdella robusta is the source of this 453-nucleotide messenger RNA. RefSeq lists its product as hypothetical. Gene Ontology annotation, molecular function: DNA-directed RNA polymerase activity. Gene Ontology annotation, biological process: DNA-templated transcription. Gene Ontology annotation, cellular component: RNA polymerase III complex; RNA polymerase I complex; RNA polymerase II, core complex. NCBI's taxonomy places the organism in Eukaryota, Metazoa, Annelida, Clitellata, Rhynchobdellida, Glossiphoniidae. The record is from RefSeq and is a predicted model, not a curated record. The coding region runs from base 1 to 453 and encodes 150 amino acids. The transcript has 4 exons.